Molecule: messenger RNA, 213 nt
Organism: Caenorhabditis remanei
Lineage: Eukaryota; Metazoa; Nematoda; Chromadorea; Rhabditida; Rhabditidae
Exons: 2
Coding region: 1-213 (70 amino acids)
Source: RefSeq, a predicted model, not a curated record
AUGUCUAACUAUUCAAUUCUCUGUAUUAUGGCGAUUGUCUUCUUGCUGUCUGUUACCGUCAAUUCCCAAUUAUUCGGUGGUUGGUCGCAACCAGCUUGGGGAUACAGUGCUCAAGGAGUUGGAGUCGAUCAGUACGGAAACACCUUCGAAGGAACCCCACAAAACGGAAUCUACUUGUUCUGUAAUGGACAUGGAUGUCCUGGACGCGGCUGA